Molecule: messenger RNA, 2255 nt
Organism: Strongylocentrotus purpuratus (purple sea urchin)
Lineage: Eukaryota; Metazoa; Echinodermata; Echinoidea; Camarodonta; Strongylocentrotidae
Exons: 2
Coding region: 234-2021 (595 amino acids)
Cellular component (GO): cytoplasm; nucleus
Molecular function (GO): protein binding
Source: RefSeq, a predicted model, not a curated record
UUCAGUUGCGAAGUAAAGACUCGUGUCUCCAAGAUGAUUCCAUGAUCCAUGUCCCUGUUGAGAUCUGUUGAGUUGGGAAACGUAAAUUCCAGACUACCAAAUCCUGUCCAUAAAUCUCUCCCCGGAGCUCUAGAGCCCAAAUCUGACACCGAACUGGACUGUUUCAAGACACAGUGAGCUGGUAAUCUGGUAUUGACUAUCGAUCUGCUGUGAAGUGAAACUUUUGAUGGAAAAUGGCAUCAGUCAACCAGGACCAGCAACCACUCAACUUGGCUUCAAGAAUGGAUUGGCCUAAUCCAGUGAGUCUUGAUGAGAUGAAAGGUAUAUUUGCAUCUCAAAAUGUUGAUCUGGAUGCUAGAGACGAACGUGGUUGGUCACCUCUGAUGAUCGCUUGUGCUAAAGAUAAGAAGGAAAUGGUCCAGUUCCUCCUUGAUCAUGGAGCUGACCCCAAUGCGAAGGGCUCUGAAGAUGAAAACACACCAAUGCACUGUGCUUCCGUGGGCGUCUUCUGUACAAAUCUUCCAAGUUUAGGUCAGUUUUCCCUUCAAGACACGGGCAGGCCGUCAAGUAAGGAUAUUCUCAGACUUCUCAUCAAUCAUGGCGCAACACUGACCUGUAACUCAAAUGGACUCGAUCCUCCUUGCAUCGCAGCAAUUUACAACUUCCAAGACAUCGUUGAAUUCUUUGUCCAGGGAAAAACCCAUGAAUUGCAAUUGUCCAACGCAGAAAAGGCAAGAGUUUAUGAAAUUCUUGGAGUGGCAGUGGGCCUUAAUGCUCACUUCAAUGUACCUGCUUGCACAGGUGAGGAACACCCAUGUACACAUUUCUGCAGAGCUCUGUCUAUUCACAAGGAAAAUGGUAUUAAACCCUAUGGGAAUCAUGGAAAGUCUUUAGUAGCUGCUUCUUUCUUUCUUUUCUCUGAAACAAAGGAAUGUAAGACUCAAGAAGACUUGGAAAACAUCAAGUCAGAUCAGUGGUCUUUAAAGAACCAGUGCUUCUUGGUUGCAGAAAGAGUGCUCCCAGAAGAAAUAAAAGAUAGCUACAUCUUUCAAAGAAUUUACCAGCAUGGGCUUGAUGGCGUGAUGUUUCACAAGGGAAAGAUCCAGGAAACACUGUCACAAGGCUCUCAGAUCUGUAGAGAAUUAAUACAGUUGGAGCUGGAAUCAAGACUCGAGGUUGGCUCAGUCCUUGUAAAGAUAGUGAAUGGUAUCUGUUACGAAAAACUUGAAGAUGAAGUAGUUGAUGAGUGUUACAAGUUGGUAGAUCUUUGUUUGCAGGUGUUUAGUAAAGACUCCCAGGACCUUGAACUCGACUUUGAUUUGGUGGAUGAAUUUGGCUAUUUAUUGUUCAAUAUUGCUAACUGUGACUCUGCCAUGCCAAAGAGAAUGUUUGAACCACUGCUUCAGUUUGGUGAAGGAAUGGUAAGAGUUAUUAGAAUGCAAUUUGGUGAAAAAUCUUGUGUAGCAAUCUCUCACUGUAUUUUGGAAUGCAUUAAUGAAUUGUAUGUACCGGUAAGGUCUUCCAAAGACAGGGGAAAAGAGUACCGUCGAAAGCAAGUAAAAGAGAAGCGCAUGAGGCACUUGAUCUUAAGGAUGAUGCGAUGUGAAGAUGCAACUCAAAUUGACUCUAACGGGAACUCAAUGAUGCAUUCGUUAUUUUUUGGAAUUGGUCUACAUAACAAACAGCAGUUCACAAAGGAAAUUGCUCUGAUCCUUAUUCGCAAUGGGUGUGAUAUUGAAGCGCGCGAUGCUGAUGGUGAAACAGUGAAAGAGAUGAUUUGUAACCAUAGACGUUUCGAUCCAGAUGCACCAGAAAAUGAAGAGCUAAUGACCCUGUUAUCCCCACCAAGAACAACGUUACCUCUACAAGAAAUAGCAGCAAGAACAAUCCUUCGCUGCAAGAUCCCGCAUGAGGGCAUAGUACCAAGACAUUUGUCUGUUUUUCUUACAGGGGAAGUAGAAUACUCAGACUCAGAACUCUAUCUAUCUCCUAGUGACUGUGAGUCAAGAGAAAGUGAGUAAGUUGAAUGGGGUUAUUCCAGUCCUGAUGGUAGUGUAUCUGAUGGUGUUAUGUCUGAUUGGCCAGAUAGUCCCUGGUCUCAUUAUUUAUACGAAAUGCUCGGCCACUAGUAAUACACUUGCCCUCCAGUACCAGUACCAGGAAACAAAUAGGUGAUGGGGCUUUUAAAGAGAAGGUUGAGUUCUGGGAAGAGGUGAAAAAUUAUUUGUGAGCGUUACUCAUUCUUAUUAUGCAAG